AUGCUUCCACGCGCGCCUUCUACAACCUCUAACCUCUUCCCUUCACUCCUCCCCACAGUUCAUCUGCUCAAACCCUCAGUUUUUCUCUCUAGACCCGCAAUUAAUCGAUCCUCCUUCAUGCCAUUGAUUAAGAACAACAAACUGUGGGUCGAACCUUUGAGAUGCUCCGUUUCCGUAGUUGCAGAGCCCCCUCGUUUGGAAUCCGCCGACAAUCACAAGCCUUUUGCAGCUGAGCUCUCCCGAACGAUCGUGGAGUUAUCCUCUGUGGGCACCCUUUCAACCCUCCCUCAGGACGGCUCGCCCUUAGGUUACGGCGUUCGAUUUGCUGUUGACUUGAAUGGAGCUCCGGUGUUGUGCUUGAAUGAGUUCGAUGAAAGAUUUUCUCCUGAUAAUCGGAGAUGUAGCCUUCAUGUCCAGGUGAGUGGAUACCUUUACCGGUUGACUUCAUUUGAUUAG
This is a messenger RNA of Striga hermonthica, 456 nucleotides long. NCBI's taxonomy places the organism in Eukaryota, Viridiplantae, Streptophyta, Magnoliopsida, Lamiales, Orobanchaceae. The record is from the annotation of a GenBank genome assembly.